AUUUGCACGUACAGAUGCAUCGUGAUUGUUUGCGUAAUUAAAGUACUUUUUAACUACAAUAUAUAUAUUUAUUUCUUUAUUGGAUUAUUGAGAAUAUAUAACAUGUUGUCCAAAUAAUAAAUACUUUAAUCUUAUUAUGUUCUUUAUUGAAGUAGUGAAGUUAGCUUGUAUGAGAAAAAUAGUUCUACAAACAUUCAGAGAAGAUGGAUGUAGAAAAAAUUGCUGUAUUUGCUAGUGUAGGAUUUGCAAUAGCCGUUGCUGCAUUUGUUUUAUGGGGACCAUCUCCGAGACCUAGAAAAAAAGGAAAAAUUAUUGGAAUUAACAAUCUAGGAUAUACUUGUUUCUUGAAUUCUCUUUUACAAGCUCUAGCAGCAUGUCCAAUUUUUAUUGGAUGGCUGAAACAACGGUGUGAGAAAAAUGGCAAAGUUAAUUUUAUUUCAACUUUGCUUUCUGUCUUUAAGAAAAUCAAUGGAUACGCAGAGGAUCUUUAUGGUGAUGUAACACCAAUUGAAAUAAUUUCAUCCCUUGGUAAUCUGUGGAGCUUUGCGCCAGGUUAUCAAGAUGCACAUGAACUGUUUCAUGUUGUACUUAAUGCAAUACAAGCAGAAAUUCAACCUAUAAAUAGGAAGGGCUGCUUGUCUGAUGCUUUACUACAAAGCCCUACAGUUGCGAUAGAUACAAAAAAAUUUGGAGAAUGCAUAAACCUCAGAAGUGUAUCUUGUAAUGAUAUUGUAUCAGCUAACAAAAAUUCAAAUAUGCCAAAUGGAUUUGAUAGAAAUUGUAACAGCCAUGUUAUAUCUUCUACAUCAUCAAUAUCAAAUAUACCUGUGGCUUAUAAUAAGCCUGGCAUGAUCCUUGCAAGAUCUUCAGAACUACUUUCUAAGAAUAUUGAAAGUGAAGAAAAUAAAGAAUCAUUUAGAACAUGGAGUUCUUUAUGUGCCAUGCCUGUUCCUAAUUUUCAACCAAUGUCCAUAGAAGGACACCCAUUUUCAGGGUUAUUAACUAGUCAAUUACAAUGUAGUAACUGCAAUUGGAAGUCUCCUGUUCGUUACGACAAGCUUGAAACAGUUUCUCUACCUUUACCUCCAAUGGGAAUACAUAUUAGAACACACCAUACGUUGGAAGAAUUAUUAACACGUUUUGUAACUAGCGAGAUUGUUCAUGACGUAUUGUGUGAUGGAUGUGGAAUGCGUUGUUUAGCUACUAAAACUUUAACUCUAGGUAAACUUCCUAAAUGUUUGUGUUUACAUAUAUCGCGAACUACAUGGAGUCCUUCAGGAACGCCAAUUAAAAGGGAUGAUCCAGUGAAAUUUCCUCAAAUUCUGACUUUGGAUCCAUAUACAUUCACAGAAACAAAAAAGAGAAAUGCACGGGGCGACCCUGAAGCAACAAUGUUACUUGCUAAUCGAACAACACAUUUAAAUAAGUAUAAGUAUCAAUUACGCGCAGUAGUAGAACAUCGUGGAUCUGUGGAUUCGGGGCAUUUCGUUUGCUACAGACAAGGAAAUAAACAAAAUCAAUGGCUAUACACUUCUGAUAAUGUAGUUGAGAACAUAUCUUUGAUCGAAGUUUUAUGUGCUAAACCAUAUCUUCUGUUUUACGAACGUAUUAACAACUCAUAAAGGUUUAUAGAUCUACAUAUACAUGCACCUGUGAAGUAUGGUACCAAUAUCACGCAGAUUGAAAAACAUGAAUAUAAGAUUGUGUAAAAUUUGAUGAUGCGUUAUAUUUUUGAACAGUUGCAGAUUUCUUAAUAUUUCUGAACAAUUGUUAAUGCACAAGUAUGUAAGGCAAUUUUUUCAAGGAAUUCUUGUUCUUUAAAUGUGAAGUUACAAGUUUCACGAUGAAAGUAUUCUGAUAAAAAUUGUUUUCUUUACUUUUUUUGUUAUUUCAAACAAUACUGCGUCAUACUAAAUAAAUUUUCUGUGUACGUUUAAUUAAAAUCAAAUAUAGUUUGUAUGUGUUAAGUACAUGUUUUGCAAAAAUUUCUUUGUAUUAUACAUCAACAUAUAUUGUUUUAUUCAUUUAUUAUCUUUAUCUUAUAUUAUAUAUUAAAUAAAAAAUAAUAUUUUCUUAUAAUAAGAAUUAUUAUGAAUUUUUUAAGUAAAUUUACACCUUCCAUAAUGGAUAGAAUCUAAAGAGAAAUACAGGAUAUGGUGAAAGUUCUGACAGUACAAUUGUUUGCAAAAACUGAAUCUAAUUAAAAAGGUACUCGUUCAAUUUUAAUCGUAUAUGGACUACUUAGUAAUCACUGUAAACUUCUCUUUGUGGAAAGGUGGAAACUUAUAAUCUCGUUCUAUUACGACUUAAUUCAUUUCGGGGCAACUGUAAAAUUGUUAUUUAUUCCUUUCAUUAAGUAGAUUCAGGUGCAAUAUAUUCAUGUAUCUACAUAUGUAUAGUUGAGUAUCUACAUAUAGUCAUAAGCAUGCUGAACAGUUGCCAACAAUUUAGUUUAUUAAGCUCUAUAUUUUGUAAGAUACACCUCACAUAUGUACCAUACUAACAAGCAAUUUAGUCGAAUAUUAAUAGUGCAAUAUUUACCACCAUUAUCACUUAUACGCUAACGUAUAACUAACUAACAGAUCUUUUAACUUCGUGAAAAUUACAUUUACCUUAAUAUUUGAAAAUAGUAGUCAUUUAUGGUGUGCAAUAUUUAAUAUAAAAUGAACGGUUUGACGGGUUUCGUAAUUUCUAGCGGUAAAAAGCAAUGAAAUCGUGCCAAACAAGUCCAUCAUUUCAUAUGGAGUAAGUCAUUAUACAUGUAGAGCUUUGAACUAAGAGUAGAAUAUUAUUUUAAGUUGAUAUUAAAAUAAUGAAAUGUAACGAGCUAUCCAAUAUUUAAGCAAAUACAAUAUCAUUAAAAUUACAAAUUUUAACAUAAAA
Molecule: messenger RNA, 2883 nt
Organism: Megalopta genalis
Lineage: Eukaryota; Metazoa; Arthropoda; Insecta; Hymenoptera; Halictidae
Source: RefSeq, a predicted model, not a curated record